GUCCGAAUAUAACUGGAUUCCAUUUCGGCGGCUGGUCUCCCCUGUGUCCUUCCUCGUCUCUUCCAUUUUGCCCCAAUGUCGUCCUCAGAUUUAUCCACUCUUCCCCUUCUUCUUUCUCCUUUUUUCCCUUGAUUUUCGAUCUCGGGCAGCGGUUCUGAGGCGGGAUCUCCUCCGCCCGAUCACUUCACUCGGACUUCGGUUUGGCUGUUCUGAGUCCGCGAUCGAGCUCUGAAUUGUUUAUUUCUGCUAGGUUAGGUUUAGGAGAUCGAAGUGGAGCGGGGAACAGUGAGCGGGUUUGCUCAUGGCGGAGUCUCGGCGGUACCCCCUCGGUGCUCAAUUAGACAUUGAGCAGAUACUUUUGGAGGCUCAGCAUCGAUGGCUACGUCCUGCUGAAAUUUGUGAAAUUCUUCGAAAUUACAAAAAUUUUAAUAUUGCUCCAGAGCCUCCACAUAUGCCCCAAAGUGGUUCACUUUUUCUUUUUGAUCGGAAGGUGUUGAGAUACUUCAGGAAAGAUGGCCAUAACUGGAGGAAGAAGAAAGAUGGAAAGACAGUGAAGGAGGCACAUGAAAGGCUCAAAGCUGGAAGCGUUGAUGUGUUGCACUGCUAUUAUGCUCAUGGAGAAGAAAAUGAAAGUUUUCAAAGGCGCAGCUAUUGGUUGCUUGAAGAGGAACAAUCAAAUAUCGUUCUUGUCCACUACCGUGAAGUAAAGGGAAAUAGGGCAAACUUUAACCGUGUUAAAGAUGUUGAGGCAGCUAUUCCCAAUUCCCAAGAAAGUGAAGAAUUUGUACCUUAUUCUGAGGUGGACAGUUCUAUAUCUUCUAAAUUUAACCCAUACAACUACCAACUAACUUCGCCAAACACAGAUACAACAAGCCUGAACAGCACUCAGGCCUCAGAAUAUGAAGAUGCUGAGUCAGUGAAUUUUGAUGCAGCAUAUAAUCACCAAGCAAGUUCAGGAUUCCACUCUUUCCUUGACAAGCAGCCACGUGUAAUGGAAAAGAUGGACAAUGGACUCCCUGUCCCAUAUUAUCCAGUCCAUUACUCAAAUGAUUAUCAAGGAAAGUUGGAUGGUAUUCCUGGUGUAGAUUUUGUCCCACACUCUCAAGGAAAUAUGGAUAAGAAUGGUGGUAGUGCUGCUUUGACAUAUGAUCCCCAAAACAUCCAAUCAUGGAAGGACAUAUUAGAAAGUAGCAGUGCUGGAACUCAAUCUGUCCCAUUUCAGGCAUCAUUUUCCUCUAAUCAUUCUGAUAGAAUGAGCUUUGGUUUAGCACAAGGAAAUGAGCUUCUGGGGCAAAUUUUGACAGAUGGAAUUGGUAAAAAACAAGACCUUGGGAUUUACCCACAACGCCAAGACCAGUGGCAGAAUUCUGAAGGUGGUUAUCCAUACAUAUCGAAGUGGCCUAUGGAUCAGAAGUUGCCAGACUCGGCAUAUCGUCUUACCACUGGGAUAAAUGGGGAAGGCACUAACCCUGUGGAUUUGCUGAACGCUGGGGGGCCCAGCAAUUCAUAUCCUGCUGAGCAGAACAAUUAUAAUGCACAAAAGGACUCCAGGAUACAGCUUGCAUAUCCUGGAGUAAGUGAUCUCAAAUCAGAAGAAAGCAAUCUGACAGAAGAGAGAAAAGCAGACAAUCCUCCAUUGAAACAGCCUUUGUUAGAUGGCUUACUAAGAGAAGGUCUGAAGAAGCUUGAUAGCUUUGACCGAUGGAUGAGCAAGGAAUUGGGGGAUGUAAAUGAAUCACAUAUCCAGUCCAGCUCUGGAACUUACUGGGAGGCUGUUGAAACAGAAGAUGGAGGAGAUGAUUCCAGCAUUGCCCCACAAUUAGACACCUACAUGCUAGGUCCCUCUCUGUCUCAGGACCAGCUCUUCAGCAUUAUUGACUUCUCACCAAACUGGGCAUAUGCAGGCUCAGAGAUAAAGGUCUUGAUUACGGGAAAAUUUUUGAAGAGUCAAAAAGAAGUGGAGGAGUGCCAGUGGUCAUGCAUGUUUGGAGAAGUAGAAAUUCCUGCAGAGGUUAUAGCAGAUGGUGUACUUCGUUGCCAUACUCCAUUACACAAGGCUGGGAGGAUUCCUUUUUACGUGACUUGCUCCAAUAGGUUGGCAUGCAGUGAAGUGCGAGAAUUUGAAUACAGAGUUGACAAUAAUCAAGAUGUAGAUGUUCCGGAUAUCUACACUAAUGAAAUUAUUCUUCGUAUGAGAUUUGGAAAAUUGUUGUCUCUAGAAUCUGCCAAUGGCCCAAGUUCUGUUCCAAGUACUCCAGGCGAGGAGUCCCAUUUGAGCAGGAAAAUCAGUUCUCUACUAAAAGAGGAUAAUGGGUGGGAGGAUAUGUUAAAGCUUACUUCAGAAGAUUUUUUCUCUGUGGAGGAAGUCAAGGAGCAGCUGCUUGAAAAGCUACUGAAGGAGAAGCUGCAUAUGUGGCUCCUUCAGAAGAUUGCUGAAGGGGGAAAAGGCCCUAAUGUAUUGGAUGAGGAAGGCCAAGGUGUGUUACAUUUUGCAGCAGCACUUGGUUAUCAUUGGGCUAUUCCACCCACGCUAGCUGCAGGUGUAAAUGUCAACUUCCGUGAUGUGAAUGGGUGGACAGCACUCCAUUGGGCAGCCUUUUGUGGAAGAGAGCGGACAGUAGCUUUCCUCAUUUCGCAAGGUGCAGCUGCUGGAGCAUUGGCAGAUCCAACUCCCAUAUAUCUUUCUGGCCAAACACCUGCAGAUCUAGCUUCCAGCAAAGGGCACAAGGGGAUUGCAGGUUUUCUUGCAGAAUCUGCCUUGAGCUCUCAUCUGUGGUCACUUGAGCUUAAGGAUGGUUCUGAGGUUGGAGCUGGAGAAAGCUCUGGGUUAAAAGCUGUACUCACUGUUUCAGAACGGACUGCUACUCCAGUCAGUGAUGGGGAUUCUAUGAAGGACUCAUUGGCUGCUGUAUGUAAUGCUAUUCAAGCUGCUGAUAGAAUUCAUCAGGUCUUUAGGGUGCAAUCAUUCCAACGAAAGCAGAUCAAAGAAUAUGGUGAUGAAAAAUUUGGAUUGUCUGAAGAGCGUGCCCUUUCACUUGUUGCUCUUAAGAAAAGCAGGUUCGGACAACAUGAGGUGCCAGCACAUGCUGCGGCAAUACGGAUACAAAAUAAAUUCCGUAGUUGGAAGGGCAGAAAAGAAUUUUUGACAAUCCGAGAGCAAAUUGUGAAAAUUCAGGCCCAUGUCAGAGGACACCAGGUGAGGAAGAAUUAUAGAAAGAUAAUUUGGUCUGUUGGAAUUUUAGAGAAGAUAAUUUUGCGGUGGAGAAGAAAAGGGAGUGGUUUGCGUGGAUUUAAAAAAGAAGCACCGACUCAAGGGUCUAGCAUCGUGGGUACAUCCUCUAAGGAGGAUGAUUAUGAUUUCUUGAAAGAAGGCAGGAAGCAAACAGAAGAAAGGUUGCAGAAGGCACUUGCAAGGGUCAAGUCCAUGGUUCAGUAUCCAGAAGCGAGAGAUCAAUACCGUAGGCUGCUGAAUGUUGUCACUGAGAUGCAGGAAGCCAAGGCUGUGGAUGAGAGGGUUCUAGACAACACAGAAGAGACAGCUUAUUUUGACGAAGAUCUGAUUGAUAUUGACGCAUUGUUGGAUGAUGAUACCUUCAUGCCAACAGCAACUUGACAGAAUCACCACCCUUCUGCUUCUUGUCAAAUGUGGUUUGACAUCUGCUUCAAUUGACUGGAGGACUGUAAAAAUAGGUUGGACUGAUAUUCAUCUGUAAAUUUUGUACUCCGUCUACUUGAUCUACUUAUAUGUAAGAGUGGGUCAGGGAUUGCAGUACAGGGCUCGGGCUGCGUUGCUAGUGUGAAAUUUGUCCCCAUAGAUCUGCAUAUUUGUGAUUACAUGUGGGGUUGUGCAGCAAGCAAUCCGUUAACUGUAGUAAUGUAAACAGCAUGUAGGCUUAAAAUAUUUGGUUUGCUGAA
Diospyros lotus (date-plum) is the source of this 3915-nucleotide messenger RNA. Its product is annotated as calmodulin-binding transcription activator 3. The record is from RefSeq and is a predicted model, not a curated record. The coding region runs from base 302 to 3613 and encodes 1103 amino acids. Gene Ontology annotation, cellular component: nucleus. NCBI's taxonomy places the organism in Eukaryota, Viridiplantae, Streptophyta, Magnoliopsida, Ericales, Ebenaceae. Gene Ontology annotation, molecular function: double-stranded DNA binding; transcription coregulator activity; protein binding. The transcript has 13 exons. Gene Ontology annotation, biological process: regulation of transcription by RNA polymerase II.